This is a messenger RNA of Trypanosoma grayi, 573 nucleotides long. Its product is annotated as putative ADP-ribosylation factor family. The record is from RefSeq and is a predicted model, not a curated record. Lineage: Eukaryota; Euglenozoa; Kinetoplastea; Trypanosomatida; Trypanosomatidae. The transcript has a single exon. Gene Ontology annotation, biological process: protein transport. Gene Ontology annotation, molecular function: GTP binding; GTPase activity. The coding region runs from base 1 to 573 and encodes 190 amino acids.
AUGGGCCUUCUCGAGUGGUUACUCGAGUGGGUGCGCAGCCUCUUCUGGCAGCAGGAGAUGGAGGUCACGCUUGUAGGUCUUCAGGGUGCCGGGAAAACGACCUUCCUGGCUGCCAUCUGCGACGGGAAGGAGUCGGUGCAGCUACACGACACGAUUCCGACGAUAGGCCUCAACACCCGCAAGGUCACCCGUGGCAGCGUCAACAUCAAAGUUUGGGACAUUGGCGGUCAACCGCGUUUUCGCGGCAUGUGGGAGCGCUACUGUCGCGGUGUGCAGAGCAUCGUGUUCGUAGUGGACGCGUGCGACGUGGCCCUAUUUGAGGAGGUUCGGCGAAGCCUUCACGAUCUCGUGGAGCGCCCGUGUCUCUCCGGGAUUCCGCUGCUUGUGCUUGCCAACAAGAACGAUCUCGAAGAGGCCUGUUCAGCCGAUGCGGUGGCGGCAGAACUGCAGCUGUCGAAACUCGCACAUGACCGCGAAGCGGCGUGCUACAGCGUGAGCGCGAAGAAUUACGUUAACAUCGAUGUGACACUCAAGUGGCUCAUGCGUCACUCUAAGCCUGUUUCAUCAACGUGA